AUGAAGAUUGCCAUUACCGGAGCUGGAGGCUUUGUAGGCCAACUCCUCGCCGAACAUCUCCUCCUCGCCGACCAUCAAGUCCUCCUGAUCGACAUCUUCGAGCCUCCUAUUCCCGCAAAGGCAUCUUCCAAGUCUCCAAACGCAACAUGUAUAAAAGCCGACUUGUACAGUGAUUCUGCCUCUGUGAUUCCUUCUUCUUUGGACGCAAUUUUCAUUUUCCACGGCAUCAUGUCUGCAGGCUCAGAAGCAGACUUUGACCUCGGAUACCGUGUAAAUUUGCACUCGACCUUGAAUCUUCUGGAGACACUGAGGCAGAAGGCGCCGGGUGUCAAGGUUGUCUAUGCGUCUAGUACUGCUAUUUAUGGGAACCCAUUGCCGGAAUGGCCGAGCGAGGCUACCUUGCCAACACCGUCGAGUAGCUAUGGAACACAAAAAACAAUGAUUGAAUAUGCCAUCAAUGACUUUACACGCAGAGGCUACAUUAAUGGCUUUUCCCUCAGAUUUCCGACUAUCAGUGUAAGGCCUGGUAAACCCACUCAAGCUGCUUCUUCAUGGAUGAGUGGCAUUUUCAGAGAGCCCUUGCAAGGUCUUCCUUCUACUUUGCCUUGUCCUGAUGACUUUGAGGCUUGGUUGUGUUCACCGAGGAUCUUGGUGGAGAAUCUCAAGCAUGUGCUUACAUUGGAAAAAGAUUGUCUACCUAGUCAUGUUAGACAGGUCAAUUUACCUGGUAUCACAGCGAGUGUCAAAGAGAUGCUGGAGGCGUUGGAGGAUGUGGGAGGGAAAGGAGCGGUAGAGUUGGUGACGAGGGAGGAGCCGACCAAGGAGAUCAAGGAUAUGUUGGAUUCUUGGCCUAUCAGGUUUGAUGUCAGCAAGGCUAUGAAGCUGGGCUUCAAGAGAGAUGAGAAAUUCAGGGAUGCGGUGGAGAAUUUCAAGAGGAGUUUGGAGGAGUAA
Molecule: messenger RNA, 951 nt
Organism: Aureobasidium subglaciale EXF-2481
Lineage: Eukaryota; Fungi; Ascomycota; Dothideomycetes; Dothideales; Saccotheciaceae
Exons: 1
Coding region: 1-951 (316 amino acids)
Source: RefSeq, a predicted model, not a curated record